UACAUCUUGACAAUUAUUAGUUGAUGUUACUCAAGUUUACAUUUAAGAGUUACAGUGUGUUUUAUUUACUUAACACUUGUUCAUGACCUAAAAUGUUUAAGUCUACAAGAUAAAACCUUGUUCUUUGGAAACAAAAGUGUGUCUUUGCAUAUAACCUAGGGUUGUGAGAAUUGUACUGUAUAUAAUAAAUAUAUUGCGUAUAAAUAAAUGAUAAACAUAUCCAGUGCUUGCGAAUUGUAACAUUUAUAUGUUUUGAAAAUCAAAUGACUUCUAAAAUGGAUAGUAAAACCCUGUGCUCUUCUUUCAAGACAGAGUGUAAAUACUGUUGGUACAAGUCAGGCUUUGGAAAGUCCUCCCACUUCUACUGCAGUGCUUUCCAGUAUUGCUGUGGCGACAAAUGUUGUGAAAAUAUAGAUGAAUUCUACAAGCUGUGGUAUUUUUGGUUAUGCAUUCUUGUUCUGAUCCUCUCUGCAUUUGUGGCUUUCUAUUGGCUGAGAAAUCACUAUGGCAACAACAGGUCAGCUCAGGAACAAAGAUCAAGGUCACACAGACGGUCAAGAUCAGGAAGGAGAUACAGGCAACUGACAGGGGACAGUGUGACAUCGGCCCCCUCGGUCAUUAUCCCUGAUUCUGUAGUCACAGCCCCACCCCCGUACAUGGGUGACAACACAGGAUGCCCACAUCUGGGACCCCCGCCAUACUUUCUGGGAUCAGGAAGUUCUAUCAACUCACAGCCACGAUUUCCUCCGCCCUACAGUAAAAUAGAAAAACAGCCACCACCUAGCUACAGCAGCACUGUUGAAAUUGACGUUGUUGACAGUAAUGGUGCCAUUCAUGGAAAGAGUGAAAAAAAUAAUGAUCGCAGUGAUGAUAACUCUAGUAGUUGAUGUACUAUGAUUAUGAUGGUGGUUAAUAUUUAGCUUGUUCAUAUUCAUAAUUUCCAAUCGAUGGGUAAAAUCCAAUUAAUUCCGCGUCAUUUAGACUAGGCUUUUAGUUGGCUUCCCUCUGACAAAAUAGUCAGUGAUAUAUAGGAGAUAUUAAGAAGCACUUCAUCAUAUUGUUCUGUAUUGGAAAAUGAAGAUAAAAACUUCCUUAAGAUAGCACUGAAACGGAUGCAAAUCUUCAAGAGUGCUUAUGACAAAGUUGGUUUUAACAUUUUAUUCAACAGUCAUGUUUAAGAUGUGAAUUAUUUAACUUGAAUGAAAAUGUUAUUGGAAAAAACUCACAUAUUUUUGUAAAAAGUUGUUGCAAAAACAUAAGUUGCAAAAGCGUUUUUAAAACAAAAAAACUACAGCGCUUCCAUUGCAACAACAACAACUACAACUGCAGAAGCACAAACAACAACAGUACUUCCAUUGCAACAACAACAACUACAACUGCAGAAGCACAAACAACAACAAUGCUACUGUUGCAACAACAACAACAACGUUGACAGUACUACAGUAGUGCCACAUGAUGAAAUAUCAACAAUGCUACCUUUGCAACAACAACAACUACAGAAGCUCAAACAACAAAAAUGUCACCGUUGCAACAGCAACAAUAACAGCAACAUCAGUACUACAAAAGUGCCACAUGAUGAAAUAACAACAAAAGUGUUUAUAGAAAUGAAUUACGGAGAGAAACUGACAAAGAAUAUUCAUGUAUUCGUUAUAACUAAUGAUCUUUAACUCAAAGUUAUAAUGGUUCUCAGAUCAACCUGUUAGCCGAACAACGACUUGUUAGAGACAACAACGAGAUCCCUGUUUGGAAACUUAGCCAAAGGAUGACAACUUUAUGUCGUGCUCUCACUUAAAUAGUUGUUUUAAGGUUAUAAACUCAUUUUUCUUUCAGUAAUAGGGUUAAGGAAGAAUUUAGAUUUUUCUAUUGUCAAAUUCUAUUGUUCAAUUUCUGUUGUAAAUAUUUUGUUAGAAUGUUGACAUUGUAGUUGAUUGUAAAUUUGAUUAAUUAGCUUUGCCCUGCUUGUUAGAACAUUUUUUCACAUUCUCUUUCUUCAUGCCUUGCUCAAUUUACUUCGAAUUUGUUUGUUGAAAGUGGCUCUUUAUAAUUGUCAUAGCAAUGGUGACAUUUUCAGCAUCAACAUCAUGCAGGGCCUUUAAUCUUUGACAGAAAGAACUCAAAUCAUUGAAAGGUGUUAACACGAAACUUGGUACUCAUGUUGACUAUGACAAUACACUCAUGUUCCUUAACUCUGGCUAAAAUUCAUGUCAGAUUAUGUCCCUUGAUCCAGUGGUCGAAAUUAUUGCAAACCUGCAAGCUGUGGUAAAAUGCUUUCUGGGCUUGCUCAAAUUUUAGAUUUUGUGAAGCAGGAUCAUUGAAUUUUUAUCAAUGCUGACUUUUUAGUGUAAGAAUUUGAGCUGAUUUACUAACAUGAAAGGUGGAGCGUGGGCAUUUGUUAUUGGUGCUCUAGUUACAAUUAAUUGAUGCUUUUAGACACCUUAUAUUUUCCAAGGCAGGGCUUUUGUAGACAUUAAAAUUAUUUUAACAUGGAGGCAUGUUCUUUGUCAUUUUAAAAAGAUGUUAAAAGUAUUAAGUUAUGAUUUUAUGAUGUUAAAAUUAUUAUGCUUUUAUUUUUCAUGCACAUUUUGAAAAAAGUUUUAUGUACUUAAAGGGACUAGACACCAAAUGGUCCAAAAAUAGGCAAAUACAAUAUUUCCUCAAAACCAGCCUAGAAUUAACAAUGCAAGCUAGUAUGAGUCUGAUAAAAAAAAUUUUACAUGAUUAAAAUCAUAUUUUAUUGCUGUCUCAGCUGAGUUUACCUGUUUAAAAAUAGUGCAUAUUGGUUUCCCAGUUUAUAGUGUGUAUAUUUAACAUGUGAAGGUCCUGUGAUUAGUACAGAUACAUAUACCUACGCUAUUUUUAAAUUUACUUAGAUUUAGGCUGUAGAGAAACCAUGUAAAUUUUGCAUUGGAAAAAUAUGCUAAAAAAUGCAAAAGAUAUGUGUGUGGUACCCAAUGUGAUACAUCAGUAAAUAAGAUUCAAUGCAUUGUACACAACGAUAUUAAUUAUGGAAGUUUUUGACAAAUUUCUUUUUUCUUACAAUGGUAAUAUCAUCUGGUGUCUAGUCCCUUUAAUCUUUGCUUCCAAACUUGGUGAAUUGUAUUUUGAUAAAUAUAAUAGCCUUGACUUUGAACUUUAAAUCUUAAGUAAAGUUCAUGAAGGAUAUUCUUUAUGAAAAAUGCACUUUUUGACGUUAGUUUGAUGCUCUUCAUCUUUCCUAAAAUCCCUACUUGGAGAUUCGUAAUUUUAUUAGUACUAAUGACUUACCAAUCUUUUAUUAAAUGCAUGGAGGUUUUAGUAUUUGUUGUUUAAGUUUUGUUAUCAAUGCCAAAAUUAUAUGAUUUUAUCAGAUGUUUUUUUCAAUUAUCAUAGAAUGUUUCCUUUUCAUGAAUAUAUUCUUUUCCAUUUUUCUAGUCAUUUUGUCAUGUCCCUAUCUCUUUGUUUUUUUUUUCAACUGAUAAAUUUACAAAGGUUGUUAAUUUGUGCCAAUGAUUUUAGUUUUAUUUUAAAAACAUUAUGUUUUUCAAAGGUUAGAGGGUGACUUUUCGAAAACAAUUUCUUGCCAAAGAUGUACAUCUGAACACACUUUCAAAGGAUAGAUCAUUUAUGUUUUAGCUUAGGGCUAUUCAAUUUAAACAUACUCCCGUGGGAAGGCACUUUUAAAGUAUGCCACACCCUUACAGAAGCAAGUUUACCCUUUUGGGGUCCAAAUUAGCGAAAAAAAGACACCCACCCAUUUACUAUUAAUAUUAUUAAAAUAAUUGUCUUUCCCCCCGUGUGUUAUGUUUUACUGGAAUAGCCCUUAAACCAGAUUCCAUUAGGCCUGUCCAAAGUAUUAAACUGAAUUUUUUGCUACUGGUUUUACCUUAGUCCUUUGAUGUUCCAUUUUUUGUGCAUGUUGAUAUGUUUUGGUGAACAGGAUAAUAAGGCCAACUUUAACAAAAUAGUAGUUUUCAGUGGCCAAACCCUGACUUUUUUUAGUGGUUUGUUUGAUGGGGACUAAUUUUUAAGACAUCUUUAUAUAUUUGUAUUUUCAGUCCUUGAAACUUUUACUAAUUUUACUAAAUAACCUCAUUCCCCAAUUAAUGAUCGAUAAUGCUUGAUUAAUUACCUGUGGUUUACACCUCAUACUCUAUUACAAGUCACCAUUCAUACACUACCAUACUCUUGACAUUUUAUCUUAAUUACUUAUUAUGUGUACCACACACGGUGUUUCUUAAUUGUAAUCUGUGAGGAUGGAAAAUUGAAUUUUGAGUUCAGAAAUGACAGUUAUAUUUAACUUAGAGAGCACUAUAUAUUUUUUUUAUCUAAAAGUAGUUUUCAUGAAUUAAGCCAGAUAUUAGUUAAGAAUGGCCUAAGCUAUUGAAGCACUUCAUAAAUUCCUUUUGUUUUCUGGCAAACCACAUUUUCUACAUGCAUUAUAAAUAUCAGCCUAUUUCACUUUUUUGAAAAUGAAGGUAAACUAUUUGUUUUAGAAUUAAUUGAAACCAGGUCUAUUCCAAGUCCAAGUUUUUCACAUUGAAAAAAAAGAUUUUGUUAUAUAUUUUUUUUAUAAUGUUCAAGCUCCCUGUAUUGUGUGUAUUAGAAAAUCAAACUUAUUUAUAUAAUAUGGCCAAUGAUAUUCUUUUAAUAUUUUGUUAAUAAAUAUAAUCAUUGUAUUACUUGGCACAUGGUUGCAAAUGAUUGAUAAAUGCUAUUUAAAACAAGUUAUUGCAAAUAUUCAGAAUGUAAAUUCAUUUAUACCUUUCAUUUUACCUAACAGUAUGUGUUAUUGCCAUAUUUGAUACGAUCAUAUGAUGUCUCCUUAAAACUUAAUCUUUUUUUAUUACAUAAUAUCUAAUAUAGCAGUUGAAAUAAAUUUGUUAAAUGUUAAUGCUUUUGGCUUUAUACAUGAUUACCCAGAGUAUAGUUUAUUUAAAUCCUUAAGAUAGCUUCAAAAUUGAUUACCGUCGUAUGGUGAUUUAGUAAACAUUUUCUUACAUGAUUGUGUGUUUAGAAUAAAACAUGUUGUCAAAUAUUUUAUGAUGUCAUAAUCAGUGUGUCAUAAUAUUCUUGUAUUUUGAUCAGGAUUUUAAGCCAUAAUAUGAUUUUAUAUAUUCACACAUACUCAUAUGAUUGUGGAUAUAAGGCCAUCCUUAAUAAAAAAAAAACACAUGGUUUUCUGUGGACAAGUCUGCAGACUUUUCUGUUGAUUAUUUAGGCAGGGAAUUACAUGUGUUCAAGACCAAAAAAUAUUAGGAAUAUGUUGUUGCAAAUUUGGUUUCGGGCAUUUGGGAUAAGACGGUCAAGCUACUGCAAAUAAAUGUGUUUUUUAAAGGAUGGCUUUAACUUUAUUCACCCUUAUGAUACUCAGUUAAAUCCUGUUUAUAACUCAUUUUAUUAAUGUUAUAGUUAUACCAUCAGUUAAUAAUUGACAGUAUUGCAUAAUUAUACCUUCACAUCAUCUGCAAAGAUCUUGGUAUUAUACAUUUUUUAACUUUUGCUGAAAGCUUUUUUUUACGGUAUAUUUUGUAAUUUGUGCUAGCUUUAUUUACGGUACAUUUUGUAACUUGUGCUAGCUUUAUUUAUGGUAAGUGCAUUGCAAUUCAUUUUUCUCAAUCUUUAAAUUGUUUGUAUGUUUAUUAGUAAAAUAACCUUAAAUAAACAUUGCAUGAUUCAUUUGCAUAACGAAGGUUGAAACACCUAAAAUUACCAUAAACAUAUAUAAUGGCCAUGAUAUUACUCACAUAGUUUUUUUAUUUGAUAACAGCAGUUUUGACAUUUGCCUAACUUUAUUGUUCUACUUGUAGUGCAAAAUGUUCAGUUUUACUAUUAAAGCUGCACUCUCACAGAUUGACUGUUUGGACAACUGUUUUCAUUUUUUGUCUGGGAAUGAGCCAAUUCUUGAGUUAAUUUGUGGAAACCAGUGAUAUAGGACUGCUGACAAAGAUCUGAUCGCAUAUUUUCAUGUUUACGUUAAAAAAUUAAUGUUUAUGGUUAAAAGCGUUACUAACGCUGUAAGAAAAAUGAGUUUUUUUGCAGUUUUCCAGACAAUUGAGAUCAGUUCUUUAGUGAGUUAUCUUAUAUGACUGAUUUGAUGGCAUUGAUACCAAAAUCAGCUGAUUCUGAGACAAAAAAAUAAAAUAAAGUCCUAACUGUCAAACUGUGAGAGUGCAGCUUUAAAAAAAACAACAGCUUUUUAAUAUUCAGUAAACAAAUAGCAUAAAUUUGCAUCAAGAAAAAACUGAUCAGAAAUGCAGAAUAUAUGUUACAGGCAAUGAUUUAAGAUCAAUGCGUGAUACUAUUUGAUAUUGAAAGGUUAACUGUUGUGCUAGUUUUGAAAGACCAUAUAGGUUAUGAUCUUAAAAUCAUGCAACCCAUAUGUGAUAUUAUUGCACUACAUAUGAAAGUUUCAUGAACUAUCAUUGUCGGCAGGCAUGUUGAAUGUGCUUUAAGCAUUGAUUCAUUCUAAAUUGAGUAAUAGGUCCAUAAAAGUUUAUGCAAAACUAAACACAAUGUAUUGUAAGAUGGUAUUAAAAUUACACUUUUAAGAAUGAAGGAGAAUGAUGUCUUUUUUAGAUGGUGAAAAUAAAAGAUAUUAAAUUAUUUGACUUUGUAUAUUAUUCUCAACUGACUGGUCUGUACUAUUUUUAUUCAAAUCAAACUAUUUUCUGUGCCAUUUUUUUUGUUUUAAGUGCUAUGUUAUGUAUUUUGUUAAGUUGUUUAACUAAGUUGACCGUUGUUCAUAUAUGCUUGUUAUUGCAUUAUCAUGAUUACAUCAUGGACAAUAAUGUCAUAAUCAGAUACCUAAUGUCCUCAUAUAACUUUGCUGUCAUUUUAAAGAGUAUUGCUUACAGAUUAUAUGUAUGUAAAACAAAUGUUAAAAAAAUUAAUAAAGUUAUUGCAGAUUGA
This is a messenger RNA of Mya arenaria, 6888 nucleotides long. RefSeq names its product vesicular, overexpressed in cancer, prosurvival protein 1-like. The record is from RefSeq and is a predicted model, not a curated record. The transcript is spliced from 6 exons. Gene Ontology annotation, cellular component: cytoplasmic vesicle membrane. The coding region runs from base 264 to 887 and encodes 207 amino acids. Lineage: Eukaryota; Metazoa; Mollusca; Bivalvia; Myida; Myidae.